CCGCUGCGAACGCAUCCUUGUCAAACGCGCGUGAGCAAAACAAAUCCAAUGUGCGAACCAAAGUAACCACUGGGGGGGAAUCCAGUCUGCGAAGCCGUGCACAAAAUACAAAAUUUCCUGCUGCAAAUCCGUUUUCGCGAUGCUUUCGGUGUCCCGCAUUGCGGUCGGGAACGUGCGCUGCGUACAUCCGUCGUUUGUACGCGCGAGAAAGCACGUUCUCGCUGGAGGCUUCACCCAAACGUGUGGCAGUCGGCGAUGGAUUUCCAUCAAGACCACAGAACAAAAAGCGGCGGCCAGCACUGGAGGUCCAUCCUGUCUGCCACCUCCACCACCACCGCCUCCGCAACCAUCGUACACGGGUUACAUACUCGGUGCCAUCGCCCUUACAGCGGGUGGUCUGGGACUCGCCUACUACAAGGGUCUCUUCGACGGGACACCUCCAACCCCAAUAGACGACACAAAGGAAGAUGCGGCACGAAAAAAGCGCACGUAUCCGGCAUCUCCAAAGGAUCUUCCCAAACACGUUCCAUACCUGCUGAUCGGUGGUGGAACAGCCAGUAUUGCAGCUUUCCGAUCGAUCCGCGGGCACGAUCCGAAAGCUAAGGUGAUGAUGAUCACCAACGAGCUCGAAAUGCCCUAUAUGCGUCCACCACUCUCGAAGGAAUUGUGGUUUAAUCCGGCCGAAACGGAACCACUCAAGUUCCGGCAGUGGAACGGUAGCGAACGCAGUAUCUUCUACGAAUCGAACGAUUAUUACAUCGAUCCAAGCAGGCUAAGCGAAGCACCGAAUGGAGGCGUGGCUGUGGCCCGUGGCUACGAGGUGCAGCGGUUGGAUGUUGUCAACAGGAAAGCCAUCCUUACCGAUGGUACGGAAAUAACGUACGACAAGUGUCUGAUUGCGACCGGUGCAAGGCCUAAAAAUUUGCCCAUCUUCGAGUCUGCCCCACGGGACGUUCGGGAACGUGUAACCCUGUUCAAGAGUGUGCAAGAUUUCGAGCAGCUUUCGGCCAGGCUAGAAGAUGGCAGCCGGGUGGCAAUUAUUGGUGGAGGAUUCCUUGGAAGUGAGCUGGCCUGCGCCCUUUCCAAGUCGGAACAAACGCGCAAGAAGAAGGUGGAAGUGUUUCAGCUGUUCCACGAAGCUGGAAACAUGGCGAAAGUCCUUCCCGAGUAUCUCAGCAGCUGGACGACGGAACGGUUGCGCGAUGAGGGUGUAAAGGUGUGGCCAAAGACGCAGGUUAAGGCGGUCGAAAUGCAAGGCACAAAACUGAAGCUUACCCUCGUGGACGAUAGCGUGCUGCUGGUGGACCGGGUGAUAGUGGCGGUCGGUUCGGAACCGAACACGGAUCUUGCCAAGACUUCCGGGCUUGAGGUGGACAGUAAGAAUGGAGGCUUUUUGGUUGAUGCUGAGCUGAGGGCCCGGUCGAAUGUGUUUGUGGCUGGAGAUGCGGCUUGCUUCUACGACACAAAGUUCGGCAGGAGGAGAGUGGAACAUCACGAUCAUGCGAUCGUGUCGGGGCGAUUAGCUGGCGAGAACAUGGUUGGAUUGAAUAAGCCUUACACACAUCAGAGCAUGUUCUGGUCGGAUCUUGGUCCUCGGAUCAGUUACGAAGCGAUCGGUCUGAUCGAUUCCGCCCUGCCGACAGUAGCCGUGUUUGCUAAACGAACAGCAGAAGAAUUGUCCCGGGCGGUUCCGACUGUUGCGGCUGCCGCCGCCGGUGGCAAUGAUUCGGAGAAGCUGCAGGCAGCAAACGCCAACGUAGGAAGCGUUGUCGAAGCGAAAAACGUGUCCGUUGCUGCAGGAGAACAAGCCAAGCCAAUGGAAAAGCCAGUGAAGGCGCCGGCGGAGGAGGAUAGCUUCGAUAAGGGUGUAAUAUUUUAUCUACGCGAUAAGAAAGUGGUCGGACUGGUGCUAUGGAACGUGUUUAAUCGUAUGGGAACGGCGCGAAAGAUUCUCGACCAGCACACCGAGUACGACGAUCUAAACGAGGUUGCGAAACUAUUUAAUCUUCACGAACGGCCCGCAGAAGAGGAGGACGUGGAGGCCGAAUAGAGGCCAGUUCACUAAAAGCACACAUUAGGAGCGUUACGUUCGGCGGGGGCGUCGGCCGAAACAGUAGCGAAUAAGCAUUUGCGGUAAUAUCGGUAUUGGUUAAGCUAAAAGAAUACAAAUUCCCGUGCUCACAGAAGAACAAAGUUAAGGA
Molecule: messenger RNA, 2201 nt
Organism: Anopheles stephensi (Asian malaria mosquito)
Lineage: Eukaryota; Metazoa; Arthropoda; Insecta; Diptera; Culicidae
Gene: AIF
Product: apoptosis-inducing factor 1, mitochondrial
Exons: 4
Coding region: 140-2050 (636 amino acids)
Biological process (GO): mitochondrial respiratory chain complex assembly; apoptotic process
Cellular component (GO): cytoplasm; mitochondrion
Molecular function (GO): protein dimerization activity; NAD(P)H oxidase H2O2-forming activity; FAD binding
Source: RefSeq, a predicted model, not a curated record